Xyrauchen texanus (razorback sucker) is the source of this 1621-nucleotide messenger RNA. RefSeq names its product cyclin D-type binding-protein 1 (gene ccndbp1). The record is from RefSeq and is a predicted model, not a curated record. Gene Ontology annotation, cellular component: nucleus. Gene Ontology annotation, biological process: regulation of cell cycle. NCBI's taxonomy places the organism in Eukaryota, Metazoa, Chordata, Actinopteri, Cypriniformes, Catostomidae. Bases 59 to 1093 code for a protein of 344 amino acids. The transcript is spliced from 11 exons.
AAGAAUAUGAAGGUUUUCAGUUCCGCUUCAGAUCCAUGUGACGGAACCGAACCGAGUCAUGAGUGCCGAUAAUUCAGAGGUUCUUCUGCCGUUACGAAACCUGUUCAACACCGUGAAAUGCACCAGAGACCGAGUGAGAGAUGGAGAAUCAAACGAAUCUAGUGGGAUGUUCAGUUUGUCAAACUUCUGGGAGACUCUGAAUCAGGCCAUUAAAGCAACAUCUCAAGAAGCAACAAAACUCAGUUUAAUCUUCUCAAAGCCUCCGGUGCCGUCAGAGGAGGACUGUGCAAAAAUAGCAGAAUCUGUUCAGAAGAGUGUGCUGGCGCUGUCUACAGUUUACUUUUGGUUACCGAAGAGCCAAGGAAUUACGUUACGGAAGGCCAUUCGCGACGCCACCGCUGAUGUGUUUGAAGGUCUUGUGCAGCUGUUGGACGUUAUUCUCUCCUCCACUUUACAAAGUUUAUCACAGGAGCAGCUGAUGUCCACUGGAGGUGUUUGGGCGGCAUGUGACCAGUUUGAUCAGCUGCCAAAAGAUAACCGUGCGGCUGUGUUACGAGUCGUGACGUCACAUGUCAGUUUGGUGAAAGACGCUCUGGAAGAAAUGGAGCAGGCGCUGACUGAGGCUCAGGACCCGUUUGGAGACAUCUUAGAAGAUGGUGAUGAUGAUGAAAUAGUCGCUCGUGGUAACCAAGACACGUACUGGUCGGAGUCGGACCGUCAGCUCAUCUCUCAGUGUCAGGGUCUGAUGAAGGCGUCCGGCGCGUGUUUGCGCAAACUCUCGUCUGCGGUCAAGAACAACGGCAAAGUGGAUACGGAAGAGAAUAUCGCACAGUUAGACGAUCUCGCAGAUGCAGCGAAAGAAAUCAGCCCGAGUGUUGAUGAUCUCACUCUCAGCCUGUACCCGCCUGUCCAUCGCUCUGCUGUGGAACAGAACGUGUGUAAGCUGUCGUGUGUGCUGAAGAAAUUGCUGGAGAUCACGAGGUGGUGUCAUGUGUGUUUGGAGGCUGAUGUGUCCUGGGUGGAGUUUCUCAGUGGCGCUGUGGAUCACAACCUGGAGAAGAUCCAAUCACUGCUGCUGCACUCCAGCCCUUAACGACCGAUUGCACGAGAAUCUCUUACAUGGUGUGUGUGUGUGAGUGUGUGUGUGUGUGUGUGUGUGUGUGUGUGUGGCUGUGUAUCAUGUGUGUGUGAGUGUGUGUGUGGCUGUGUAUCAUGUGUGUGUGAGUGUGUGUGUGUGUGAGAGAGAGUGUGAGUGUGAGAGAGUGUGAGUUUGAGUGUGUGUGUGUGUGUGUGUGAGCGUGAGUGUGUGUGUGUGUGUGUGGCUGUGUAUCAUGUGAGUGAGUGUGUGUGAGUGAGUGUGUGUGAAUGAGUGUGUGUGUGUGUGUGUGUUUGUGUGGCUGUGUAUCAUGUGUGUGUGUGUGUGUUUGUGUGUGUGUGGCUGUGUAUCAUGUGUGUGUGUGUGUGUUUGUGUGUGUGUGGCUGUGUAUCAUGUGGCUGUGUAUCAUGUGUGUGUGUGUGUGUUUGUGUGUGUGUGGCUGUGUAUCAUGUGGCUGUGUAUCAUGUGUGUGUGUGUGUGUGUGUGGCUGUGUAUCGUGUGUGAGUGAGUGUGUGUGUGUGUGUG